Molecule: messenger RNA, 234 nt
Organism: Pseudovirgaria hyperparasitica
Lineage: Eukaryota; Fungi; Ascomycota; Dothideomycetes; Acrospermales; Acrospermaceae
Exons: 3
Biological process (GO): mitochondrial electron transport, NADH to ubiquinone
Source: RefSeq, a predicted model, not a curated record
AGGUCACUCUACCGUCGCUCGUUGAAGCUGUCACUUGACUGGGCUGUUCACAGAUAUCUAUGGCGGGGUCAGGCCUUGUACAUUCGUUCGCUAUUCGAAAACAACAAACACAUUACUGAGCCGAGACAACAGAAGGCAGGUUUGCUUGAAAAAUGGAAGCAUCCUGACCCAUACAGGCCCCCAACAGCACCAGGAGGUUCUAAAUACGAGAGGAAUAUACCAGCACCAAUACUC